Molecule: messenger RNA, 2764 nt
Organism: Oncorhynchus nerka (sockeye salmon)
Lineage: Eukaryota; Metazoa; Chordata; Actinopteri; Salmoniformes; Salmonidae
Product: inactive rhomboid protein 1-like
Exons: 12
Coding region: 22-1845 (607 amino acids)
Biological process (GO): regulation of protein secretion; regulation of epidermal growth factor receptor signaling pathway
Cellular component (GO): endoplasmic reticulum membrane
Molecular function (GO): serine-type endopeptidase activity
Source: RefSeq, a predicted model, not a curated record
CUCCUCCUCCUCCUCUCCUCCAUGCAGGAUGGUUUGAGGAGAGGAGAUGAGGAGCUGUCUACCUAUGCAGACGAUGUGUUUGACUCUCCGUCUGAGGCCGCCAUUAAAGAGGAGGAGUCUAACACAGCUGCAGGUGAGAGUGACCUCACAGGUGGCGCCCUGGACAAGAACGAACUGGAGAGGAGUCACCUAAUGAUACCCCUAGAAAGAGGCUGGCGUAAGGGUAAAGAACCUGGGCCGUCUCUGGUCCAUCCCAAGGUGCGUCUGCAGCAGGAGGUGGUGAGUGUGAGAGGUCAGCGACGGGGCCAGCGGAUCACAGUGCCUGUCAAGAAGCUCUUCACCAGGGAGAAGAGGCCCUACGGCCUAGGCAUGGUGGGACGGCUCACCAACAGAACCUACCGCAAGCGCAUCGACAGCUUCGUCCAGCAGCAGAUAGAGGACAUGGACGACCACAGGCCUUUCUUCACCUACUGGAUCAUGUUUGUCCACCUGUUGAUCACCAUGUUGACUGUGAGUCUGUACGGCAUUGCCCCUGUUGGCUUCUCCCAGCACGAGACUGUCGACUCGGUAUUGAGAAAUAAAGGUGUUCAUGAAAAUGUCAAGUUUGUGCAACAAGAAAACUUUUGGGUGGGACCAAAUUCGGAGGCGCUGAUCCACCUGGGGGCUAAGUUCUCCCCCUGCAUGCGUCAGGACCAGCAGGUCCAUGACCUGAUCCAGGAGAAGAGAGGAAGAGAGAGGGACUCAGCCUGCUGUGUGAGGAACGACCGCUCCGGCUGUCUCCAGACUUCACAGGAGGAGUGCUCUUCUACUCUAGCAGUGUGGGUGAAGUGGCCUCAUCACCCCAGUGCUCCUCUCCUGAAGGGGAAGGUCCGUCAGCACGGCUCAGUCUGCCACCAGGACCCCAGGAUCUGCCUGGAGCCAGCCUCUGUAUCGCCUCACGAGUGGCCUGAUGACAUCACCAAGUGGCCAGUGUGUACCAGGUACAACCCAGGCAACCACACUAACCUCCCCCACAUAGACUGUGCCAUCGCAGGACGGCCCUGCUGUAUCGGGACCAAAGGGAGGUGUGAGAUCACGUCCAGAGAGUACUGUGACUUUAUGAAGGGCUACUUCCACGAGGAGGCUACUCUCUGCUCCCAGGUGGCCUGUCUGGAUGAUGUGUGUGGCUUGCUGCCUUUCCUCAACCCUGAGAUCCCAGACCAGUUCUACAGACUCUGGCUCUCUCUAUUCCUCCAUGCUGGGAUCCUGCACUGCCUGGUGUCGGUGCUGUUCCAGAUGACCAUCCUGAGGGACUUAGAGAAGCUGGCUGGCUGGCUGAGGAUCUCUAUCAUCUACAUUGUCUCUGGAAUCACUGGAAACCUGGCCAGCGCCAUCUUCCUCCCUAUAGAGCUGAGACUCCCGCUCCCACUCUCCCUUCCUCCCCAGGUGGGUCCAGCAGGCUCUCAGUUUGGUAUUCUGGCCUGUCUGUUUGUUGAGCUGUUCCAGAGCUGGCAGAUCCUGGAGUGUCCUUGGAGGGCUUUCACCAAGCUGCUCUGUGUUGUCCUCUUCCUGUUCUCCUUUGGCCUGCUGCCCUGGAUAGACAACUUCGCCCACAUCUCCGGAUUCAUCUCUGGACUCUUCCUCUCCUUCGCCUUCCUGCCAUACAUCAGUUUUGGCCGUUCGGACAUGUACCGUAAGCGUGUCCAGAUCUGUGUGUUCCUGUUGGUGUUCCUGGGUCUCUUCUCAGGGCUGGCUGUCCUGUUCUACGUCCACCAGGUCAAGUGUGAGUGGUGUGAGUACCUCACCUGUAUCCCCCUCACUGACAAGUUCUGUGACAAGUAUGACCUCAACGCCCACCUCCACUGACCAGGCCUUUGACCGUGCAACUAUUAUGACUAGAUUGGACAUUCUCAAAGAAGUAUAGCCUCAUGCACCAGGAUAGCAGGACACAAGUCUGGUGAACAAGACAAGACUUAAAGCAACGUCACGGCAUGGACCGGACCGGCGGAAAUAUUUGGUGUAACAUUCAGGACAUUGGACGUGAAGAUUGCCAAUCUUGGAAAAAUUAACUGAUAACGGUUGAUCUUAAUAACUGUUGAACUGUUGAUCUGUCUCCAUUCGGUUUUGUUUAUAUGGACAUUGCUAGCGAGUGACCGGUCACUUUCAAAGCAUAAAGACAGAGAGAGGUGGAAGGGGGUAAUAUGUGACUGUUUUGACUGGACACUGAUCUCACUCCCCUCUCUUCCUAUUAAAACUGUGCCAACAACACCACCUUGUGGCCAUCAGACCACACAACAGCCACUGACUCCACACACAGUUGUGGAUGGAUUUUGUUUUGUAUUUUUCUACACAAGUCAUAAAGCCAACUAAGAGUAUUAUUGGAUGACCUCAGACAGGAAGCUAUCUCCCAAGAAAGAAGUAUAUGUUUAGUACUGUAGGAUGACUGCCUCUGGUGCCUUGGUUAUUAAUGUCAAGUCUAGGUCUAAAUCUAGGUCCAAGUCUAGGUCCAAGUCUCAAAUGGCACACUAUUCCCUAUACAGUCAACUUAUUAGUGCACUAAAUUGGGUCUAUUCUCUUUAUAGUGCACUACGAUUUGAAAAAGUAAUGAACUACAUAGGGGGUAAGGAAUAGUGUGCCAUUUGAGAUGUGCUAUAUGUUAGACUAGACAAACCACUUGUAGCUUAACAUGUACUGUAUACUGCUGUCUAAGAGUGGUGAGUGUUUGGAGGGUAGCGUUUUAGCUACCUGCUUAUCUGUACCUGACAAUACAGCAACACAAACUGAA